Molecule: messenger RNA, 2046 nt
Organism: Penicillium olsonii
Lineage: Eukaryota; Fungi; Ascomycota; Eurotiomycetes; Eurotiales; Aspergillaceae
Source: the annotation of a GenBank genome assembly
AUGGCGGACGCUCUCUCAAUCGAACAGAACAACAAAAUUCGAGCCGCAGUCGGUCUCCCACCACUCCCUGUCCCUGGCGCCGGUCCUGAAUUCCAAGAAUCCGACAGCGAGUCCGGUGAGGAGGAGGAACAAGCCAGCACCGUUGAAACGCGACAGGCGGCCGGGUACGACAACUGGAAGAAACUCCAAGAUGAUGCCGAAGCGAAGCGAAAGAGGGACGAAAAGAACGCUGCCAUUAAGAAAGCGCGCGAUAUCGCUCAAAGAAACAUUCGACUUCAAGGCGCGACUCUAGGAGAGGAAAAUGGCGCCGAACUCGAUACCAAGGCCUGGUUAGCCCAGUCCAAAAAGCGCACCAAAAAGAUCGAGCAAGAGCGUGCUCGCAAAACUGCAGAGGAACUCGAAGAGCGUGAGCGCCUCGCUGCGGCCGAGUACACCGCUGCGGACCUGGCUGGUAUCAAGGUCGGACACUCCGCGCGCGACUUUGAUGGCGGCGAAGAUCACAUCCUCACACUCAAGGAUGCCGCGGUAGACGAUGAUGAGGAGGUGGAUGAGCUUCAGGACACAGCCUUGGUUGAGCAUGAAAAGCUACAAGAAAAACUGGAACUGAAGAAGAAAAAGCCUGUCUACGACCCCCAUGCAGAGAGCCAGGGAAUUCUAUCCCAGUACGAUGACGAGAUCGACGGCAAAAAACGAAAGAGAUUCACACUGGAUGCUAAGGGCUCAAAUGAAGAGCGCGAAGCCAAGCGCCAAGAAGUGUCGAAUCAACUAAAGAAGAACACCAUCAACCUCGAGUUCGAACCAGAGGUACCGGCCUCUGACUACAUGGAUAUCAGUGAGGUCAAGAUCAAAAAGCCCAAGAAGAAGAAGGCCAAAACUACGAAACAGAGGGCUGUUAUGGACGAGGAUGACCUUGCCCCGCCACCCGAGAGUACCGACACCCCAGGAAACUCGGCCAUGGACAUUGAUUCCAGUGCGGGUGUACCAGUCCCUGCCCGCCGCAAGCCCGUCACCGAAAAUGUUUCUUUCGCCGAUGAUGACGAUCUCCAAGCCUCUCUUGCGUUGCAACGGCGCGCCGCUUUCAAAAAGCGCAAGAAGCUCAGUCCAGAGGAUCUUGCCCGCCAACUUCGCGAAGAGGAGGCCCAGACCCCGAUGGAAGUUGAGAAUGCGGACGAAGAAGAUGAACCUGGUCUUAUUAUUGACGAAACAUCCGAGUUUGUCGCCAACUUAGACAAAUCCGCUGUUUUGGAAUCCGAAGAGAAACACAAGGCUGCCCAUCGGCCAGCGCAGAGAGAGGAACCUACCCAUACAGAGCCUGAACCUGCGUCGGAGCCGGAGGGCGAAGGCGAGGGAGUUGAGGUCGACAUGGACCGCUAUGGCGACGUUGAAGAUGAAGAGGAGCUUGCCAACCGCAUCAAACGUGAUGAAGCGGCUCAGGCUCAGGCUCAGGCUCAGCCAGAAAUCACAGGCACCGGUCUGGAGGAGGAGUCUACAUUGGACGAAGGUCUUGGAGCCACUCUCAAGAUGCUGCGAUCACGCGGUCUUGUGAAAGACAACAAUGGCGGUGCCCAGAACGCGCUCAUGCGAGACCGCCAACGCUUCCUCGCCAAUAAAGCCAAUCGCGAAACCGAAAUUGAGCGCCGCGCACGCCAACAGCGCGAGCGCGACCGUGCCUCUGGCAAACUUGAUAACAUGUCAGCGCGCGAACGUGAAGAGCACGCGCGGCGGGAAAACAAGCAUCGCGAGCAGCAAGAAGGGCGGCAUAUGGCCGAGGCCUUCAAUCGCGAUUACAAGCCAGAUGUUCAGCUUCGUUAUGUCGACGAGUUUGGCCGUAACAUGAACCAGAAGGAGGCGUUCAAGCAACUCAGUCACCAAUUCCACGGCAAGGGCAGUGGUAAGAUGAAGACGGAGAAGCGCCUGAAGAAGAUCGACGAGGAGAAGAAGCGUGAGGCCGCGAGUGCCUUGGACAGUAGUCAGAAUGGCGGCAUGAAUAACGCUGUUGGUACCGCUGCGCGCAAGACUGGCCAGCCCGGUGUUCGCCUGGGUUGA